Messenger RNA from Sphaeroforma arctica JP610, 848 nucleotides. RefSeq lists its product as hypothetical. The coding region runs from base 49 to 726 and encodes 225 amino acids. Lineage: Eukaryota; Ichthyosporea; Ichthyophonida. The record is from RefSeq and is a predicted model, not a curated record. The transcript has a single exon.
CCUACAAAUCCCGCAAAAGCCCAAAAGUCCACGCAAUUGAACUUUGAAAUGAUUUCUGUAAAGGCUACCUUGGUUGCCGCCGUCUGCGCGCUGGUGCUCUCCGCUCCUCUUGAAGACGAUGUUUUCCCCACACCGGCUGACGCGACCGAUUAUGGGGCCAAUGUAGCUGGUGUCGAACUCCUGCAUCUUACGGAUGAUGGUCCAAUGGUCACCGCGAAAAAUGUUACGGUGAAUGAAACUGUGCCUCUUGGACGGUCCAUUAUUCCUGGUGUUAACUGGUACGAGGUCGACGUUUGCUCGUAUUUCGAAAACGACUGCUGCGACGAAAGCGUCUGUAACUACAAGGUCAAGUAUGGAAACGGGGUGUGCAAUUCCGAAUGCAACAGUCGCGUCUGUGGUUACGACGGCGGGGAUUGUAAUCCCGAUAAUAAGGGGUUCCAAAUCACCAACAAUUGCCACUUGUCGGUCGAUAUCGCCUUUCUCCACCUAAAGAACGACGGUACUUGGGUCACAACGUGCUGGUACGAGGCUGAUCCAGGAAAGUCUGUUAGACCCCUUCAUCUCUACAGCGAUAACCUGGUCUGGUACUACUACGCCAGAGUAAGAGGUACAAAUAAGGAAUGGCAUGGUGACGUUGAUAGAGUUUGCGAUAUGCAAACACUUGGGUUCAGGAAGGUUACUAGUCUGCACACUGACGAGUUUUUGGAGCGAUCCCUGAGCUGCUAAUUACACGACAGAUCUCAAAGGAGAAAUUGAAUUGGGGCGUGUAUGGUGGUAAACUAUCGUAGCUCUCUGAUGAAUAGUAAUAAUAAAAUGAACUGUACAUUUAUCGCACUUUAUAAAAUGAC